AUGGAUCCAUUGGAGCAAAAUCACAUUGCAUUAAGAGGAGAUGUUGACUCGAUGAAAAACCAGAUAGACCAACUUGUGGAGGCUAUGAUAGCUUUAGAAAAGAGGGAGGACAACAUUCAGCAGACUGCAAUCGUAGAGAAUGUUAUUCCAGCUCCAGUAAAUGGUCCUACCCAAUCUCAGCAUGUGCGGACCCCAGUUGAUAACUCUAUUGUACAAGAACAUCAUGUUGUUCAAGAUUCCUCACGCCAUGAUGUUGUUGAGUAUCACAGUUUUGCAUUCUCCAUGCCAGAUUCCCAUGGAACAAGCCUAGCGGUUUAUGCUGAACAACCACAUGAUGAUGAGAUUUCUAAAAGAUGUUGCGUGCUAGAGAAAAGACUCAAGGCCAUAGAAAGGCAAGAUACGGUUGAACUUAAUGCCUUAGGCAUGUCUUUGGUACCUGACCUGGUUAUACCCCCAAAAUUCAAAGUACCGGAAUUUGAGAAGUACAAAGGGGAUGGCUGUCUAAAGCACCAUUUGGUGAUGUUUUGUCGAAAAAUGGCAUCUCAUGCCCACGAUGAUAAGCUAAUGAUUCACUAUUUUCAGGACAGUUUGACCGGGGCAUCGUUGAGUUGGUACAUGAAGUUAGAAAGAAGUCACAUUCAAUCAUGGUUAGACCUAGAUAACGACUUCUUGAAGCACUACAAAUAUAAUUUGGACAAAGCUCCUGAUCGCAUGCAGCUGAGAGCCUUAUCUAAAGAGAGCAAUGAAUCCUUCAGAGGGUAUGCCCAAAGAUGGAGAGAGUUAGCGGCUUGCAUUGAGCCACCACUCUUAGACAAAGAAUUGAUGGAAUUAUUCAGGGACACCCUAUAA
Messenger RNA from Lathyrus oleraceus (garden pea), 849 nucleotides. RefSeq lists its product as uncharacterized. Lineage: Eukaryota; Viridiplantae; Streptophyta; Magnoliopsida; Fabales; Fabaceae. The coding region runs from base 1 to 849 and encodes 282 amino acids. The record is from RefSeq and is a predicted model, not a curated record. The transcript has a single exon.